Molecule: messenger RNA, 4600 nt
Organism: Protopterus annectens (West African lungfish)
Lineage: Eukaryota; Metazoa; Chordata; Ceratodontiformes; Protopteridae
Gene: CFAP61
Product: cilia and flagella associated protein 61
Exons: 27
Coding region: 115-3852 (1245 amino acids)
Source: RefSeq, a predicted model, not a curated record
CAAAGCGUCCACCGCGACGUCCUCAAACUUACAUUACAUUAAGUAUUAGGACAUUGUACGAUCCUGUGUUUAUUCUUACAAGACUUUAUACAAGGAAAGGUUGCAGUGUGAAUAAUGGCCAAAAAAUUUUCUUCAAAAUUAGAGAAUGAAAUAAUAAAUGUGAGAAGAUCAGAGUCUCUAGAUGCUAACCAGAUAACUGAUUUAAUUAGAGCAUCUACCGAGGGUAUAUUCGGUCGAGUAAAUGUUAUCUACCUACUUGAGAAAGCCAACCUAGCAUUGACUGUUUGCACUGAAAAGAAUGUUGUUGUUGCCCAUGCUGCAUUCUUGGAUUAUCCUGCUCUGGAUUUUGUUGACCAAGCUAGCUGGGAAUCUUGGCUGCAUGAAAACUAUGACAGCAGUAAAUGCACUCCACUGAAUACACUCUUCAUGCAUCUUUUUGUGGCCAUAACAGAUGUAGCUGUUAGAAGUAUUAAAGAAUUAAUCAGAACAGUUUUUACUGCCGCACCAGAGCUGCAUUUCAUCUUACUCUUUACACUACAGGGGAUAGACUUAGAGCCAGCAUUAGAGGAAGUCUUUAAACCCUUGAAAUGCCUAAAGUCUAGCAAAGCUACAUAUGCUGCAUUUGUGUGCCACAGACAUGAUCACUGUCCAGUGCUGUAUGUCCGCAGAGCCAGGGUACGAGACCAUGAUGAUCUUAUUCCUAUUUUUACUCGACAAGAUGAAACUCUGAUAAAUACAUAUGGAGAGUAUUUUCUCGCAGAACUGAUUGAUGCCCAAGAUGAAGAGAACCAUGCUGUGGUUUGUGAGGUUGGGGGCACAGCAGUGGGAUUCAUGAGCCUGAGCAGUGAUGUGAACACAGAAUUCCUGAAUGAAUGUUUUGAACUGGUGCCUUUCCACGGUCUGCACAAACCUCAUCCUGAUGAUCUUCUCGCACAGCCUGUUGUGAAAUCACCCUCUGAGCCUAGUCCUGCACCUGAAAGAGAAAUAAACAGUCCAAGUAGUCAGAGGCCUGAAUCAUCUUCUUCACAGCAUUCUGCAGAGAGCAGCACCCAAAGUACAGAAAGCAAGGAAUUUGCCAAAGAUAAGCAAUCCACUAAUCCUGCUUUAGAAAACAAAGUCGUAGCAUCUAGACCUACAAGUACAGGGUCUGACACUUCUCAGGGAGACAUAUCACCCAAAAUUAAUGACCCUGAAUCCUUUGCUGGUGAGAUCAAAUGCCAGAAUCUUAAACACACAUCAUCAACAAGCAGAGAGAGUGGCAAGAGGGAUAACUUUCAUCCAGUAUACAAAGGAGAUCUAAAUGCUUUCUGCAUUCAGCUGUUUGGUAUUGAUGAGAAAUACGAGACAAGAUCCAUGGACUUUUUACCAUAUGCAUUUCAGCUUUAUCCGGAAAAAGAUUUCUGCAUUAUUACAGUUCCCCGCCUUGUUCCUGAGUUUCCAUUGUUACAGACUUUUGUCAGAGUUGGUCCACGAAGCUGCAGUACCUUAUCUCAAGAACUUUAUGUCUUCCAUCGUUCUGGACUACUGCAAUCUUUUGUAGUGAGACCUGCAAAGUCCAGUGAUAUGGUGGGAGCUGAGAAGCUGGUAAGAACCCUUGCCCUACAGGAUAGCAUACUGAAAGACCUACAAACCUACAACCAGGCUCGUAGAGAUGCGGAUGGAACUGCAGUGCAAGCCUUGGUAGCAGAAGUUAUGAGUCAAAUUGUUGGAAUUGCUAUAGUCAGAAAUGAAGAGGAAAUUGAAUAUAUUCGCUCACAUUAUAAUAUUGAAGAUUUUGUCUACUUUAACCAUCAUCAACGGGAGGAGCAUGGCCACCUUCAUCACUUUGUUUUGAAUCCAGUUUUCCAGCACUACAUUAAACACUUCUUUAAGGAGAUCCUCCGGCUAACUUACAAGUCCUGCCUAUAUUAUCCAGUGUAUCCAUCAAAAGAAGAAAUGAAGAGCCCCUGUGCCCAUUCCCUGACAUCUGCCCUUCAUUACAUGGUGCCGGUGCGGCCAAGACGACAGAUUGCCUAUCCAUUGAAAGAGCUUGGUAUAAAUGCUCCAUCAAGGCGGGUCUGUGAGGAUCAGGUAUCUUAUGCAUUGAACCACACAAACAGAAAGUUAACCCUAGAACCAAAGGUGACCAUCAAUGCACAGAUUGUUGUGGUUGGUGCCUCAGAUGUUGGCAUUUCUUUUCUUGAAACCUUAGUAUUUUGCCCUCAUCUGAGAUUUAACAACAUCACUUUGGUCUCAACUCAUGGACUUCUUGGAAACAAAGCACCCAGCCCUCAACAUCAAGCUUUUCUUGCUAAAAGCCAUUGCUAUAAUGAUAAGGAUUAUGCACUGAUGUCGCUGCAAUCCUGGGUUAAUGUUGUGGUUGGUAAAAUGACUGGAAUAAACAGGGCUGCCAAGUACAUAGUGAUCUCAGGGGGCCAGAAGGUGCCAUAUGACCACCUUAUUCUUUGCUGUGGGCAGCAGUACCAGGUACCCUGUCCAUCUGGGGCAGAUAUUGGCAAACUGGUGAACAACAGAGAGCUCUCUGUUACCCCUGACCAGAGGUUUACUAAGGAAAAACCAUGUAACCUGUUCACUCUGAAUGAUGAUGAAGACUGUCAGCAUGCCCUGCACUGGCUACAAGAUAAUUUUAUCAAUUUACAAGGUAAUGCCAUUAUCUAUGGAAACACUACUGAUGUCUAUACCACAGCGCAGACUCUCCUUUCCCUUGGAAUCAGUGGAUCUCGGAUACAUGUGAUAGAACCUCCCCUGAACUCCAUUGUUACCUGCUUUAACAAUUUUAUAAUUGAAAGUGGGGUGCAGGAUGCUCUAGCAAAAGCUGGCGUGACUUUGUACCAUAACAGUAUACUUGCACAGUGGAAUAAUGGUGGAGACACUAAUUCAAUUACAUGUGCUUCAUUUACUACAGACACAAAACCUUUCAAAUUGCAGUGCUUGGUUUUUUUCAGCUUUUACCCAAAGAAAGUGGAUUACGAAGCAUUCAAAGCCAUUAAUGAUGCCUGCCUUGUUUUUGAUGGAUGCUUAGUAAUUGACAAAAAUUUUCAUACCAAUGAUGCUGCAAUCAGAGCUGCAGGUCCACUGACCAAGUUUGCCCGGCGCUAUUAUGUAGAUGAAUUGUCACACAGUAACUUUAAUUCCAAAGAAAUUGGCUUCCAGCUGGCUGCUGCUAUGUUACAACUUUUUGACCCAACUAUUGAGUCGGUUGCAGAAUUACCAGAAAAGCUAGACCAUCUUAUCGUUAUGUACACUGCGCCUAAAGUACAAGGGGGGUUUCUGCCAGGAGAGCAUUAUUAUCUACAUGUUGCGAAACCAGGGAUCAGUGCCCCUUUGGAAAUUCAAAAGGCACAGUUACAUUAUGGAGAAGAAUUCAUAACUGGCAGUGUAAAAGAUGGGAAUUAUUUCAGAAUCCAUCUUAAUAGGUACAGCAUGGUAGAAACUAUUACAUGUGUUUCAAAGCAACCUUUUCCAGUCUCCAACUACCUCUGUCUUUAUGGGCAGCAUGAGCGAUUGUUAAAUGGGCUAUGUGCUCGAUUUGCUGAAAAUCUUAUCUCAGAUCUGUACAGCUAUUUUAAGGAGCCUUGGUGCAUGGCCAUCUAUCACGAUCGGUUUAUUGACUUCAAACAAGAGGUGCGUCAAAUCCUAGCCUCAAAACAGGUAUUUGAUGUCCCAACAAUUGAACAGAUGGUUUACAAGCUAGUAAGUGAUGGACUAAGUCUUUCUGAAGAUCCACAAGAAUAUUUACAGAAGCAGUAUGAAGAGUGUGGCUACAAAAACCUUGUGGAAAGAAGCGUUCUUAAUUAUUUGAAGUAUAAUAGUUACCAUCUUCCUAUGUAUGCACAACCUGGAAUGAUAUAAAUACUUUGGCACAUUUUCAUUGAAUACUUCUGAUAUUUACUUUCAGUUAACAUUAUGAUAUUGUAAGUAAAGGAUUAACAAAUGUUGGCUAACCAGGGUUACACAACCUUUUUUCUGUCUGCCAGGAAUGCAUUUAUUUUAAAAUAUUAAUAUUUGCUAGCUUUAGUGACUGUAUACUUAUGAUGAAUGUCUAAGCUUAUUUUCUGCUGUUUACAGACAUAAAGACAUACAAGACAACUCCAUUGUCAGCAGUAUGAGGGGUGAAACGUUUCACAUUAAUUAAAUUGUUAUGUUCUUGCAUGCAUCUUGAAAAUGUGCAUUUUCUGGGUAGCAUCUGAUAAAGAAGUAUGACUUUAUUAAAUUCAUUAAUGAUGUAGUUUUUAGGUGAGAAAUGUUAGUCAUUUCUGAAAGUGGGCCACAUAAACCAGAAAACUGCAUCUUACUUGGACAUAGAUAUUGUAUAUAUGAACUACGCUAAGUUGAAUACAGUAUGUGGAAUACAACUGUAGACCUCAAGUAAUAUUCUCUGUAUUAUUUGGAUAUUUAUGCUUUCCACAGCAGAGGGGUUCAUUAAUACUAGGUGUUCUUUGAAACAAGUUGUAAUGUUAUGUCUUCCUAUUUGUUCUUGUUUUUGUAACUAGCUCAUGGCUGAAAAGGGAUCAUUGCAGUCCAGUAUAACUAUCUGCUUUAAUUAAAUAUAUACAAACAGAGAGAUACAUAUAUCAAUAAAUAAAAGUGUUGACAAUUA